This is a messenger RNA of Fonsecaea multimorphosa CBS 102226, 2250 nucleotides long. RefSeq lists its product as uncharacterized. The record is from RefSeq and is a predicted model, not a curated record. NCBI's taxonomy places the organism in Eukaryota, Fungi, Ascomycota, Eurotiomycetes, Chaetothyriales, Herpotrichiellaceae. The transcript has 2 exons. Bases 1 to 2250 code for a protein of 749 amino acids.
AUGUCAACAAUCGAUGUGGCCCCUGCAGGCUACCCUGCUGAAAUCAUUGGCUACGCGGAACCCUGGAUUGUAAGCCCAGGUGAUGCGGUCGAAAUCAAGAUAUCGUGCACGGAGCCGAAUUACAAAUAUCGGACGGUGCGAAUCAUUCAAGGAGUCAAUCUUGAACAUUCACCCAAGGAGCAGAAGGAGAUCCUGUCACAGUGUCCCGCUGGGACUGGCACUGGGAGGUUUCAGCUUGCUCGACCAGGCUCUUAUGCAUUGGUAAAGAACUGGUUUCCUUCUUCUACCAGAAAUAUCCAGGGUCUCGAUAUUUCCUUCUACUUCCAGCCUUGGUUGCCUGAAGCCGGCCACUACCAGACGCUCUUGUCGUCACUUGAGAUCAGCGACAAGAAGGGCUUCGCACUGGUGAUAAACGAAAAAGGGAGCGCAGAAUUCUGGUCUGGAAACGGUCGCGAAAUUGAGACCAUCAAUACCAAUUUUAAGCCCCAGAGGAAAAGGUGGUCGAAAGUGAACAUUUCCUGGUGCGGGACCGAUCUCACCAUCUCUAUUGAGCCUCUGUCGCUGUUCGCUGCUUCAUCAGGAGAUCCUCUCACCUUCUCGCAUAAGUUGACGGAUCCAAUCGCCAUCUCACACACCAGUGAGUUGCUUUUCGCCGCAAGUAAUGCAGACGAUGCGACAAAAGGGUGGCGUCGAGCCACCAACUUCUUCAACGGCCGUCUCGAUAGCCCCUGCAUUCGCACUAUGGGCCAGACCCCUAUAACCUUGGUGAAGUUCGACUUCUCGCGUGCCAUGUCAACUGAUACUAUAGUGGACGUUUCCGGCAAUGGGCGCAACGGUAAUUUGGUAAAUGCUCCUACCAGGGCUGUCAAGGGCCAUGACUGGGAUGGGACCGAGAAUGAUUGGACCAAAGCUCAGUACGGCUACGGCGCGAUCCAUUUUCAUGAAGACGAUCUCGAUGACGCGGCGUGGCAGACUGAUAUACGGAUCACGAUCCCAGCAGAUGCUCGCUCUGGGGCUUAUGCAGUCGAAGUCGAGUCCGACAAGGCAUCAGACAGCAUCCCUUUCUUCGUCCGGCCAAACAAAAAGGCAUGGGCGGAGCGGGAGGGUAAGGUGGCGUUCGUCAUCUCGACAUUCACUUAUCUGGCGUAUGCCAACGAGCAAUUAUGGAACAGGAAGCGCAUCUCCUCAAUCGAUGUAGGGCCCGGCUUCGAUAUCAACGAUAUCACCAUCACGGAAGACUUUGAGAAGAUGAGACGGCGAACCGACUUGGGCUUAUCGAACUAUGAUGUGCACAAUGACGGAUCUGGAGUGGUCUAUUCUUCGGCUAAGCGACCUAUUCUCAACAUGAGGCCAAACUAUGUCAUGUGGGCCUGGAAGAGGCCUCGCGAAUUCAGCGCAGAUACCAUGAUGAUAGGGUUUCUGGAGCGAGAGGGCAUACCUUAUGAGAUUGUAACGGACCAUGAUCUCCAUGAGCAAGGCGUUGCAGCUAUUCAAGGCUUCAACACUGUCAUUACAGGAAGCCACCCUGAGUACCCGAGCGUCCACUCUUACAAUGCCUAUACAGUAUAUGCUAAGCAAGGCGGCAACCUUGUCUACCUGGGGGGAAAUGGUUUCUACUGGGUCACUUCUACAGAUAUCGCCACCCGGCCGCAUCGAAUGGAAAUUCGCCGUGGGGACCAGGGUGCCCGAUCGUACGAAGUUGAUGGCGGCGAACGAAUCCAUAGCCUGGAUGGUCAACAGGGAAGCUUAUGGAGAUCGCGAGGUCGAGCAUGCAAUGUGCUCUUUGCCAUUGGAUUCGCGGGCGAAGGUGCCGCGCCAGGUGUCCCUUACGCAAGGUCCCAAUUGAGCAAGACGGAUGACAGCGUGGCCUGGAUCUUUGAAAAUAUCGGCAAAGACGAGAUCCUUGGAGAGUAUGGUCUUGGUGGGGGAGCCAGUGGUGACGAGAUGGACCGCUUCGAUGUCAGGAAUGGAAGUCCAGAGACUGCAAAGGUGCUUGCAUCUAGCACUGGUCAUCCUGAUGAGUUUGGCAUUGUGCCUGAAGACGCACCCUUUCCUAUCACCAAUACACUGGGCACGCAGAACCCUCUCAUCCGAUCGGACCUCACGUACUACAUCAACUGCGGUGGAGGAGGUGUUUUCUCGAUGGGUAGCAUCAAUUGGUGCUGCUCACUCGGAUGGGACGACUAUAAGAAUAACAUUGCAACAUUGACUGGGAACGUGAUUAAGGGAUUCUUGAAAGGACGGCGAUAG